Messenger RNA from Lampris incognitus (smalleye Pacific opah), 1644 nucleotides. RefSeq names its product serpin peptidase inhibitor, clade F (alpha-2 antiplasmin, pigment epithelium derived factor), member 1 (gene serpinf1). The coding region runs from base 96 to 1307 and encodes 403 amino acids. The record is from RefSeq and is a predicted model, not a curated record. Gene Ontology annotation, molecular function: serine-type endopeptidase inhibitor activity. NCBI's taxonomy places the organism in Eukaryota, Metazoa, Chordata, Actinopteri, Lampriformes, Lampridae. The transcript is spliced from 8 exons. Gene Ontology annotation, biological process: negative regulation of angiogenesis; negative regulation of endopeptidase activity.
CUUCUUCUUCUUUUGUCUCCACACUGAACUUGCGUGGCGCGCAGACAGCAUCUGGAGAGACUGCAGGGCUUACGUGGACCAUCCAAGCUGGAGGGAUGAAGCGGAUAACUUUUCUGCUGUUACUGGGAGCCAUCUUCUCCUCUGGCCAUGCUCAGUCUAACACAGAGGAGACAGGUGGGGAGGAGGAACACGUGGAGCUGUUCACAACACCCACAACAAAAAUGGCCGCAGCCACCUCUGACUUUGGCUACAACCUGUUCCGUACUCUGGCGGCUCAAGACGCCACUGCCAAUGUGUUCCUGGCCCCCAUCAGCAUCUCUGCAGUGUUGACACAGCUAUCCUUGGGAGCGUCGGAGGGUGCCCAGAGACAGCUAUUUCGUGCUCUGAGGUACCACACCCUGCAGAACCCCCAGCUCCACAACACACUGAAGGAUCUGUUGACUUCUCUUCGUGCCCCCGGGAAGGGUCUCAGCUUUGCUGCACGCAUCUGCUUGGCACGCAAGCUGCGCCUGAAACAGGGGUUUCUUGGCAUGGUGGAGCAUCAGUAUGGAGUCCGGCCUAAGGUCCAGAUGGGAGGGCCCAAGGAUUUGAAGGACAUCAAUGAUUGGGUCAAACAGCAAACGGGCGGCAAAGUUGACCGCUUCUUGUCAAAGCCCCUCCCCCGGAUCUCUGGCGUGAAUGUUCUGGGUGCUGCAUACUUCAAAGGAAAGUGGGUGACACGGUUUGGUCAGAGUGGAGCAAUGCAGAACUUCCAGUUGGAUGGUAAACCGCCUGUUCGUAUUCCCAUGAUGCAACAAGACAACUACCCAAUAAAAAUGGGAAUUGACUCAGAUCUGGGCUGCACUAUUGCUCAAAUCCAGAUGCAGGAUGAUGUCAGCAUGUUUGUGUUCCUCCCUGAUGAUGCCACUCAGAACAUGACCUUGCUGGAAGAGAGCCUUACAUCUGAGUUUGUUCAGGACCUCUCCAUGACCCUUCACCCUACCCAGGUGUCCCUCACACUGCCCGUCCUAAAGUUCAGCUACUCCAAAGACUUGCUGCCAAUGCUCCCUGACCUAGGUCUUUCUGAUUGGCUCACGAACCCAGACCUGGUGGAGAUUACACUUCAACCUACCAAGCUAGGCAGUGUCAAUCACAAGGUUGUUAUGGAGAUGGCCCCCGAAGGAAACCAGUAUGCUAGCACUGCCUCAUCCUCUGGCAAUCUGUCGUAUCGGGUGGAUCGCCCUUUCCUGUACUUGGUCAGGGACGAGACCUCAGGAGCACUGCUCUUCAUCGGCAGGGUGGUAAAUCCCAAGGACCUUAGGAUAUAGAAACACACACUCUUAGCAGGUGCUAGGAGGGAAUUCAGAUGGUUGCUAAGCUUGUCUGAUAAUUGCCCGUGUGUUAUCGAAACACUCGUAGACUUGACUAUUGAGCCACCUAUAAUCCGGUCAUAGCAUUAUUGAGCCAGACUGUUUGACACUUUCUUGCCAUUUUAUGGGAGAAGAAUUUGGAGUUUUCAUGUUGAAAAAAAAAAGACUGCAUGAUAGUGUUUGUUUACAAGGCUUCUCAAAAGAUACUGACAAUAUUCCAUGUACACCCUGAAAAUACUUAAAAACCCUUAAUUGUAAGCUGAGUUAAAAGAAAAUAAACAUGACAGUUAAAGAA